CCUCUGCCUUCCGGGCCGGGACAGCCGCCUCCCGCGGGAGGCACAAAGCCGGAGCCGCCGCUGCCCGGGCGGCCGCCAGCAGGAAUCCCUUGAAGCUCACCCCGGGAAUGGACAGCUAUCUCCAUUUCUGGAGGAGAGUGGUACCAAUUGAAGAAGCCUUUGAGGCAAGUCGACAAGUGUGCUGAUAACUCUCAGAAGAGUACAAGGAAGGGGUGACCUUCCAAGCCAACAGCCAUGCCUUUCGGGCUGAAACUGCGACGGACCAGACGCUACAAUGUCUUGAGCAAGAACUGCUUUGUGACAAGGAUCCGUCUGCUGGACAGCAAUGUGAUCGAGUGCACCCUCUCCGUGGAGAGCACUGGGCAGGAGUGCUUGGAAGCUGUUGCUCAGAGGCUGGAAUUACGUGAGACUCACUACUUCGGCCUUUGGUUUCUCAGCAAGAACCAGCAAGAUCGCUGGGUUGAACUGGAAAAGCCUCUGAAGAAGCAGCUGGACAAAUUUGCCAAUGAGCCCUUGCUUUUCUUUGGGGUAAUGUUCUAUGUGCCCAGUGUUUCCCGGCUGCAGCAGGAGGUAACAAGAUACCAGUAUUACCUGCAAGUGAAAAAGGAUGUUCUUGAUGGCCGAUUAAUUUCUUCAUUUGAGCAGGGAAUUCGACUGGCUGGCUUGGCAGUGCAAGCGGAUUUUGGAGACUAUAAUCAGUUUGAAUCUCAUGACUUCCUCCGAGAAUAUGUGUUGUUUCCUAUGGAUUGGAACCAGGAUGAAGCUGUCCUGGAAGAGCUGACUCAAAAGGUUGCUCAGGAGCACCGGACUCACAGUGGCAUUACAGCAGCAGAGGCUGAGUUAAUGUACAUCAAUGAAGUGGAACGUCUGGAUGGGUUUGGACAGGAAAUUUUCCCUGUGAAGGAUAAUCAUGGAAAUGACAUACACCUUGGUAUUUUCUUCAUGGGAAUCUUCAUAAAAAACAGAACUGGCAGGACAACUGUGAUUUAUAGGUGGAAUGACAUUGGGAAUAUAUCACAUAACAAGUCUUCGAUUGUUCUAGAGUUGAUCAACAAAGAAGAGAAUGUGCUCUUUCACACAGACGAUCUUGAAAAUGCCAAAUAUAUUUCACGCCUGUUUGCAUCAAGACACAAGUUUUACAAACAAAACAAAAUCUGCACAGAACAAUCAAGUUCUCCUCCUCCUAUCCGACGGCGGCCCACCUGGAGUAGGUCAUCUUUGCCAAGACAACAUCCUUUUAUACUGCCUCCUAUGCAUGUCCAGUGUGGAGAACACUACACUGAAACACAUAAUUCACAAGAUAGCAUUUUUCAUGGAAAUGAAGAAACCUUCUACUGUAGGUCUCAGACCAGUUUGGAUAGGUGUCCAAUGGACUUCAGCUACUUGAAUGGUAAUGGACCCAAUGGGAGCGUAUGCAGUGCCCACAGCAUGAACUCCCUCAAUCGCUCACAGAACUUCAUCCAGGCAUCUCCAAUGUCCUCAAAUCUGAGCAUCCCUGGAAGUGACAUCAUGAGAGCAGACUAUAUCCCCAGCCACAGACAUAGUGCAAUCAUAGUACCAUCUUACCGACCAACUCCAGACUAUGAAACCGUCAUGAGGCAAAUGAAGAGGGGGGUAAUCCAGAUGGAUAGCCAAAGUCAGUCUUUGCGGAAUCUCAAUAUUGGAAACACACAUGCUUAUAACCAGCCAGAAGACCUAGUUUACAGUCAGCCUGAGAUUCGAGAGAGACAUCCUUACACAAUUACAUAUGGGCCCCAGGGUGGUGGCUAUAACAAGCCUGUUGCCCCGUCUGAACAAAUGAACCCUAAUAAUGCUGCUCAAAAUAAAGCAGCAGCCAGCGCCAUAUCCCACACUGUCAGCACCCCAGAACUGGCCAACAUGCAGCUGCAGAGCAGCCAGAGUUACAACACUGCUCACAUGUUAAAGAACUAUCUCUUCAGACCCCCACCUCCAUACCCACGCCCACGUCCUGCCACGAGCACACCGGACCUGGCAAGCCACCGGCACAAGUAUGUCAGCGGGAGCAGCCCUGACCUGGUCACUCGUAAAGUCCAGCUCUCAGUAAAAACCUUCCAAGAGGACAGCUCGCCGGUUGUCCGCCAGUCGCUGCAGGAGGUCAGCGAGCCCCUCAUGGCGGUGAAGCACCAUGCAGCGGUGAACAAGCGCCACAGUUUGGAGGUCAUCAGCAACAUGGUGCGUGGUAUAGAAGCCAUGGCACUAAAAACUUUAAACGCCCCUCUGCCACGCAGGAACACUUUGCGGGAGCAGGUGCAGCCGGAAGAAUCAGUUCAGAUGGGGCACGAAGUUCAGCAAGUUCCUCAUUAUCAUCACAAAAAGACAUUUUCUGAUGCCACAAUGCUGAUACACAGCAGUGAAAGUGAAGACGAAGAAGAAACCCAAGAAUCUGUGUCACAGAUAACAGCCCUCCAUGAGAACAUGGAGUACAGUGCCCAGCUGCAAGCUGCCUUGGCUAGAAUACCAAAUAAACCUCCUCCGGAGUAUCCUGGGCCUCGUAAAAGUGUCAGCAAUGGAGCCCUGAGGCAGGACCACGUUAGCAUUUCUGUGGCUGUAGCCAAGGCCAAGGCCAUGAGGCCGGGGCCUUCCAAAGCCAUCAGUGUGUCUCGAACUGAUCAAGUGGCAAUAAAUGGGUCGUCACUUGGGCCCUCUAUCUCAGAGCCGGACCUCACCAGUGUGAAGGAGCGGGUCAAGAAAGAACCAGUCAAGGAAAGGCCUGUGUCUGAAAUGUUUUCUAUUGAGGACAGCAUUAUAGAAAGAGAAAUCAUGAUGAGGAAUCUAGAAAAGCAGAAGAUGGCAGGCCUGGAGGCCCAGAAGAGGCCCUUGAUGUUGGCAGCACUGAACGGACUCUCAGUUGCUAGGGUUCCAGUGCCGGAGGACAGCCAGGAUGAAGUCGCCAAGGUGCCAAUGGAUGAGAGGUGCAAAAUCUUGAGAAGGAAGUUGGAAGAGGGCAUGGUGUUUACAGAAUACGAGCAGAUUCCAAAGAAAAAGGCAGAUGGGAUCUUCACCACUGCUGCCUUGCCUGAAAACACUGAGCGCAAUCGCAUCAGGGAGGUCAUUCCUUACGAGGAAAACCGAGUAGAGCUGGUGCCGACCAAAGAAAAUAAUACAGGCUACAUCAAUGCUUCACACAUAAAGGUUACUGUAGGUGGAGAGGAAUGGCACUACAUUGCUACCCAAGGACCUCUGCCACACACAUGCCAUGACUUCUGGCAGAUGGUGUGGGAACAGGGAGUGAAUGUUAUAGCCAUGGUCACAGCUGAAGAGGAGGGAGGAAGAAGUAAGAGCCAUCGUUAUUGGCCUAAACUGGGCUCUAAGCACAGCUCAGCCACUUAUGGGAAGUUCAAGGUGACAACAAAGUUCCGCACAGACUCUGGCUGCUUUGCAACUACUGGUCUGAAGGUCAAGCAUCUUCUCUCUGGACAAGAGAGGACAGUGUGGCAUUUGCAGUAUACUGACUGGCCAGACCAUGGGUGUCCAGAAGAAGUCCAAGGCUUUUUAUCUUACUUGGAGGAGAUACAGUCGGUGCGUCGCCACACCAACAGCGUGCUGGACAGCAGCAACACCUGCAACCCUCCCAUUGUGGUUCACUGCAGCGCAGGGGUAGGAAGGACUGGAGUAGUUAUCCUGACAGAACUGAUGAUUGGGUGCUUGGAGCAUAAUGAAAAAAUGGACGUUCCUGUGAUGCUGAGACACCUGCGGGAGCAGAGAGUGUUUAUGAUCCAGACCAUAGCCCAAUACAAAUUUGUUUAUCAAGUGCUCAUACAAUUCCUGCAAAACUCUAGACUUAUUUAAUCUUUUCAAACAUCCCAGACCCAGCUUUGUGGAUCUGACUGAACCUUACUGAUGUGCAAGGAGAACUGCCUUGACAACACUGUGUGCAUAUAUUGCACUUUUUAAAGUUGUCUCGAAAGUAAGGAAUGAUUGUUCUUUACUAGUCUCCCAUGGAUUAUUUUAUACAAGAUAUAAUUUAUUUUUCUUGGAAUAACUUUUGAAUUACUUUAAUAACUCAUAAAUCUUAUAAUGACCUUCAAAGUGAACCACAUUUGACAUGACUGGUCUGCAUUGUAACGUGCCCAUAAAGGAGAGCAAUCCUUUGUAAAGGUAGUUUACUAGCUUUUAUUUUGCUACACAGCUUCUGAAAUGAACAGUUAUUUGGCAGUGGGCUUUUUCUCGCGUGAGGACGUUCUGGACGGAGGUACGUGGCUUCCGUGGUAAAAACAAGACCUGCUGGAUGUCAGCUACAGCUCUGUGUGAGUGGAAGCUGAGGGUACACAGCACUGAGACCUGAACUUCUGCACGUGCAGCCGGACACAUUACAGAGGGCUCAAACACAGGACAUUGUGAGGACAGAGAAUUUUGGGUGCUAAACUGUUCAAAUUCCACAAGAAUUACAGUUUUAGAUUAGUCCUUGAAAAAAUCAAUAUUGGAUCUUUUAAACGAGGCCUUUGCUGCUGUGUGCAGCCCUUGAAGGGAUUCAUAAGAAGCAGUGUAGGAUGAAGUGCAGUGACCCACAACAGGCUGAAGUCAGUGAGUGAGUUUAUUCAGUAAUUGUGGUGGACGGAGAGUUGAACAGCAUAGAAUUUUCAACCAAAUGCAUCUGAAAAAUAUCAAAUCAAGCACCUUCUCAUGGAUUACACUGAAAGUAUUACUGCCUUGAGGCUCACCUCCUGUAGAAAAGGAAUCUCAUUUAAAUUAGGCAUCUCUGGUUGCCUUAGUUUUCAUGUGUGAACUAUCAUCUGAUGGCUAGAGAAAGGAUCAGGCUGGAGAGGAGCCUGGGAUGUCUCUGGUCCCAGCCCUGUUCACCUUACAGCUAACUUUAAACUUGGAUAGGCUUGCCCAGGGUCACAUCCAGUUUCAAAAUUCUCAAGGGUGAAGAUUUCAUAGCCUCUCAGGGCACGUGAUGCAAUGCAGUUACUCUGUCAUGGUGAAAUUACCUUUCCUGGUAUCCCUUUCCCAGAUACUUUUAAAUAUUUUAGUCCUAUUGUUGCUUUUCUGUUGCAUCCCCACCUCCAAACCCUGGUCAAUGUACAAGAUCUAAGCCUGCAAGCACUCCUAAUUUCAGCACUAAAGGGACUAAAAUCAGUGGGAGCUUAAGCUCAGGUUCUGUACUAGAAUGUUUCUUAAAUUGCUUAAAACUGCACUGUGUUGGUUUGGAUCUCUACAAUACAAGCCUAACAAGGUGACAAAGAUUCCAGUGAAGAUUUCUAGCUUCCAAUAAAUGGAGAUGAGUUAUUUUUCUGUAAUACCUUGACCAUGUUCUUUUUAGGGAUCAGCUGAGUUUUUAGUCAACUUCAGUUUUCCUCUAAUUUCUUCUGCCACUGCCAACAUAUCUCGUUAAAUUAGCAGCAACCAUUUAAAGUCUUUUCAGCAGCAUCUGCAUGAUAAUUGCACAGAGAUGCUUUAUAUCUGGGAAAAAAGCCAAGGAAUAAACCUUGAAGCAAAGUGUAUUAAAUUAGUUAUCUCGUUAUAACUUUUUGAAUAAUUUCCUAAUGAUGAAUUAAGUUUGAGCUCAGAGCUGUCAAGUCCCAUUGCUCCACUUGGAUAUGAGAAGUAGAAAAUCAGGAGGGAAAAGAAUCUGUUCCUAUGUCCUAUUAUUCAGCUGCUCUUGGCUGAAAUGUGUACUUCUGCUUCUACAGGGAGCACAGGAAAGUUACUGCAUAAGAGAGUAUGAAGAGCUGUGUUUGAAGGGAAGAAAAUUAAGUAAAUGUUUUUAAUGCAAAGAUGCAUCAUAGUUGUCUUAGAAAAACAUUAAUUAGAAAAAGGCAUCAAAAAUCCUUUCCAAAUUAAUUCAGUGCCUAUUAAUGAGCCAAAUAAAUGGCCAUGUAGCAAACAGUCAUUUCUAAUUAAUUAGUAAUGUGGCUGGUACGGUAGAUAGAAGUCAAUGUGACUCACUUUUUCCCUUUCAUUGUCAAAGAAUGGUAAUUUUAAACUUUUCCUUUCAUCUGACUUCAAUGUAUUUUUCCCUGCUAGAUUUUAUCUUGACUAGAUCUGCUAAUAUCAUAAGUGAAUUGGGCUGGUGCAUGUCUUCAGAGGUUCCUUUCCACCCCAGCUUGCAACUGACCCUCAGCAUGCCGAUGUUUUAUGGUUGAAAUGUGACACAGUUCUGUAAGGGAAAAAGUGAACCUUCUGACUUUGAACCUGCUGUAGUUUUAUCAGGCCAAAAUUGCUUGGGCAGUAUUUCCUAACCUUUAGGGAGUGACAGGAAAAUGCAUUUUGCAUCCAAUUUUGUUAGUCACAGCAGGAACGAACACAUGAGACUUAAAGCAACAGUGCUGUUUAGUUUCUGUCCCGCAGACUUUUAACAGCACAGUCCUUAAGGAGAAAAGGACAGUUUGGAGUUGCUGUAUGUUGUGUUGCAUGUUUUUUUAACAUCAAAGCAUGACACUGGUUUGAAACCAGUUUCAUCCAUGGAGUAAAGUCUGGACUGAAAAAUCUCACAAAGAUGCUUCAAUGAAUGGAACUGCACCUAACAAGUUUACCAUAAGCUGUCUUCUCCCAGGGCACCCACAUUGCAGUGUGGCAUGUUUAGCCUAUGUUCCCUCAUUCUUUCUGAGACAGAACUUGCAGUGAAUGAGUAAGUCUGGCUUGGGAAUCCAUUGUGUCUGUUUUCCUUUUUUAUGCACUCUUCACGUGUAUUUAACACGCUUUGCUUUUUUUCUUUAAAUUGUUACCAAUGAUAGUAUUGAGGUGCUGGCAUCAAUUUUUUGGUUAAGGUCCAACAUUUCAUGGCUACCAUUGUUCAAUCAGGGAUGGGAGAGAUGACAGCUGAGUUUGGACACUGCUCGGUGCUGUGGGU
This is a messenger RNA of Neopelma chrysocephalum (saffron-crested tyrant-manakin), 6814 nucleotides long. It is a transcript of the gene PTPN14, whose product is annotated as protein tyrosine phosphatase, non-receptor type 14. Gene Ontology annotation, cellular component: cytoskeleton. The transcript has 19 exons. Gene Ontology annotation, molecular function: protein tyrosine phosphatase activity. NCBI's taxonomy places the organism in Eukaryota, Metazoa, Chordata, Aves, Passeriformes, Pipridae. Gene Ontology annotation, biological process: protein dephosphorylation; lymphangiogenesis. Bases 235 to 3810 code for a protein of 1191 amino acids. The record is from RefSeq and is a predicted model, not a curated record.